CCAAACUUAUCCGCCCCACUCAUUGUCGCAAUGUCAGUACCACUACUGCCACCAACCCCUGUCCCAUGUUCUCCCGUACCUCCACUGCUAGCGCCUUGGUGCAUCACAAAGCUCGACAGGCCCAGCCAGUAGUAUUGCAGCUGAAGCAGAGGCAGCAGCAGCAACAGCAGCAGCAGCAGCAGCAGCAGCAAAAACAGCAAAAAGAACGGAAUCGGUCCAAUAGUAUGAAUAUUGAGGCAAUUAUUAUUGCAUCUGUGUAUAGUACUGAUAUUUCGAAUCGUGGGUUAAGUAUGUCUUCCACCAGGUUAAGCAGCAAGAGUACAACAUCAGUCAACACUGAUGUUUUCAAUACAGAUCAGAGCACAGCGUCAACAACAGCUUGUGACGUACAUCAUACAAGUGCACAUGAGUUAAGCAGAGGUGAUGUCUUGCGCUACCAUCCUAAUGCCAGGCCUGUUCCAGGUAUUGCCCUCAUCCAAGCAAGCAAGGAUUCAGCAGAUACAGAUGAAAUUGAGGGAUCUGAUUCAGAUGCAGCAUGGAGUGCUGAUUCUCGUGGUCGUGGUUGGUCUCAAACCCAACCAAGGGGAGCAGUAAAAACAGCAGGUACUGGUUACUCCACAACUCAGCAACCUCCCCUGCAGCGCUACAAUUGGCAACGCAGUGCAAGUUGUAAAGAGCUCCAUCAUGAUGAAAAUGACAGCCCUUAUAGUGAAAAGAAGGGUAUAAAUCCAGCUCCACCUAAGACUCUACCAGCUGCUAUCCCAGGCAGUUAUACAUUAGAGUCUACAAUUAGCAACAAAACAGACUCACCAGUGACAAGAUAUGAUGACAGCAGACGAUUGUGUUACAGUGUUGCUGGAAGCAAGACACCAUCUUUGGAUCGGAGUUCUGGUGAUAUGGUUGCUCCUGAUCAAAAAGUUUAUUCCAGUAGCUACCCAGGAACAACAUCAAGUUUGUCCACUGAGAGUGAAGAGGCUGCAAUGAUAGAAUCUGGCCAUGGAGGAAGUAUUAUUAUUCUGUCAAGUGAUCCUUGUGGCUCUCAGGAGGAACUUGCUUUAUCUCAUGAUGAUAUUUCACAUGGGUCAUAUGAACUGCUGGAGAAAGAACAUGAUGAUGAUAGAAGUGAUCACUCAAAAAAACAUAUGGGUACGCGUUCUUGCAGCCUAGAUUCUGGUGGUGAUGGUGAAAUAUUUAUCAUGGAUGAUGAGAUGGAAGAAGGAUAUGAGUCAGGGAAGGCUGGGUUUGGUAGUUCUGAAGGAGGUCCAGAUUGGUGUGAGUCCCUAUCUUCUAUGCAAAAACGGAAAAGCACUGGAGACUUAGCAUAUGAAAUGCCCAGGACAAGGCCUGAUUCAAUGAGACUUGAACCUAAAGAACAACAGCAGGGAGACAGCUUUGCUGUGUCUGGAAUGGAUGGCAAGAAACUUGUUGGGAGUGUUGUUCUUGAUCGCUGGGGAGACUAUAGGAUGAAAGUGACCGAUCCUGGAGUAAAAAGUCCCAUCCCACAAUUGCCCCUUGUUCCCUUUGACAGUAGUGACUUGCCAACAGGAUUUGAAAUGCCAUGCACCGGAGAGGAGAGUGAUCGCAAAUUUAAGCAAAUCAAAGAUUCAUUGAAACCUGCAGAAAAACAAGAAGAUGAAGAUCUGGCUCUUAUAAAGAAAUAUGAAAAUAAUAGAAAAGCUUUGGAUCGAUCAAGUAUUGACUUAGGAGAAAGUAAACACAAGGCAUUAGAUAUGAAAGGUCGACGUUCUCCUAGGAAGGAAUCAGAUGGUGAAUUUCAAGAAUCCACCCAGACAAGAACUCAAAUAGGUCGUACCAGGUCAGAUCCACAUCCUGGUAAAGGUCAGAACUUGGGGCGGUUGAGACGGCACAUGCUAAUGCAUCAGAAGUCAAUAGACUUGCCUGCAGAAACAGAAGCUAAAGUAGAAGUGAAAACAGAUUGUGUUUCUAGUAAAUCUGAUUCUUGCACAAAAGAUAAAGAUUCAGAGGACAAGCCAAAGUCAGACAUUCCAUACACUCUUCAUAAGAGGCAUGUUAUGAAUGGUACAGCACCAGAAACAGAAAAUAAAGGAAAAACCAAAGAGGUUAAAACUGAUGCUUCCAGACCUGGACCAGCUAAACCUAAACCUGCCCCUCCUCCUAGAAAAGAGGUUUCUAAAAUGACUUCUAAGGUAUCCCCUCCAGCACCUGUUAAGAAAGUGCCUUCAGAGGAAGAAGACGACCAAACGGUUCCUGGAAGUGUACCAAAAAGGAUUAAUGCUCAGAAGAAAACACCACCCAGCUUGCCUGAAAGAAAAUCUUCCACUCUUUCUUCCCAACCUAAAACAGCAGAUUUCAAACCACCUGGUGUUCAAUCUCCUCCACAUCAAAAAAGUCAGUGUCCUCAAGAUAAACAAUCUCCUACUGAAAAACGACAAGUAUCUGGAAAGCACUCUCCUCCAAUUAAGCCAUCUCCUGCUGGUAGACAUUCACCUCCUGAGAAAGCAACUCAUCCAGGAAAAUUGUCACCUCCUCAAAAACGCCCCGCUGCAGAGAAAAGUGCUCAGUCUCCUCCAGGCAAACCGCCUCUCUCAGGAAAAUGUGCAUCCCCCCCUGAAAAGCCAAAGGCAACCUCUGUAAGGCCUGCAUCUGAGAAGUCCUCAGCAGUGAAGUCUCCACCAUUAAAAAGUACACCUUCCACCUCAGUUAAAGGAGAUUCCGUUUCAAAAACCACUGGAAAAAAUAGUGCUGUAAAGAGUCCACCAUCUGUAAAAGCCAAUCCAGUGCCCAUAGCUUCAAAAAGUAAAGAAACAGAUAAUAGAACUGUUGUGAAGUCAAGUAUGGCAAGGCCAGUUGUUCUAGAACAACCAAUGGUUCCUGACAAAAAGGGGGAGAGUUCCCCAUCUUCUGACAUUGUAUCUCCUGUAAGUGGCACAACCACAAUAGAGGGAACAAAGAUUAGCCCUGUCAAAAGCCGAAUUUCAAGGGAAGGGGUAGCAGCACCACCUCUACCUAUUGUUAAAAAACGUGAAAGAUCUCCUGUUUUGUUUGGUAGACUUGGCUUGUCAGAGGGUUCUGCAUUUACCCCAGUCCGUGGUUAUUCUUCUCCUACAUCAGCUCGUCGUACAAAAUCAUUAGAUGCUCCAGUGGUAUCUGUUCAUUGUUUGCCUCCUGCAGACUCCUUCUCAAGCACGGAUGAUACAGUCGACAACAAUGGGGAAUCAAAAGGUGUAUCAGCAGCUAAACCCAGUCUAAUGAAAAAGUUAGCUCCAUUUUCUUCUGGAAAAGAUACAGAUUAUUUUCAGGAUCCAGAUGUUAUUAUGGAGGUUCCUGAUGAAGACCAGUCUCUGUCACCGGCAUGUGAUUCUUCAGCCCAAAACAUUUUUGAUUUGAAUAAUGUUGUUGAUGGACAAGUAUCUGCUUCGCUGACUGCUGAUCUGAGUCCUCUUCGACCAGAUUCACCGCAUCCUUUUGCUGAAGAAGUUGAUGUCAAGGAAGAGGAGCAGGAAAGUCAGAGAAGUCCAGUUCAGGACAUAGAACACCUGGAAAUCCCAGAAUGUCUCCCUGACCUCAGCCCUAUAGAUGAAAGUGCACCAAUAGAACCGGAGAAAGGCGAUGGUCCUUCAACUGAAGAUGAUGAUUGGGCAUCUGUGGAAGAAAAUCUAGCUGAUUUAGAUGAAGAUCAUUGUGAGUCAGCUCAAAAGGAAGUGAACACUCAUCAAGUAGAUGAAGCACCAUGUAUUGUACAGCCUUUAAGUACUAGUGUUACAUCCCUGACAGGGAACCGCAGGCAAUCUAUUCAGGUUCAACCCAUUCCACAAGAGUCUCUUGAGGAUCCACUGGAAUAUGCUCGUAGAAAAAUGUCUAUUGAAGGAAAGCCCAUCCCACAAGAUUCUCUUGAUGAUGUCUUCGACAGUAGCUCAAGUAAAAUGGGUGUAAAUAAUAAGGCAGGCCCAGUUGAAUUUGAGUUUAUUAGGAGAAAAAUGUCCAUUGAAGGCAAGCCUAUUCCUCUCGAUCUAGAAAUGGAUGUGCCAACAGCUCGAGCAAAACUACUUUCUACUCACAUGGAAACUUUAGAUCUUCCCUCUCCAGAUUUUCCAUCACCUGACCUACCAUCUCCUGAUCUUCCUCUUGUUGACUGUCAACCAUUUGAUGUGCCAUCCAUACCUGUUGCUGUAGAUGAUUAUGAGUCACCUGAUUACGCUUCACCAUAUGUGCAGUCACCAGACUACGCCUCACCAUAUAUGCAGUCCCCAGUGCAUCAGCCUCUGGAAAACGCAAGUGGGACACCAAUUCAAGAUCUCCCAGUCAUUGUGCAUUCUGACAAAGAUAUAGGAUGUGAGGAUAAAGACCUUUCUGUACAAUGUAAAGAGGAGGAUUAUGGAGAUGAUAACGUAUUUGAAGAUGACAUAUCUCAAGAUGACGAAGACCUGAGCAAAGAGUUUGAUUUAUCUGAAGAAUCUCUUAGUAAAACAGGAGAUACUGCUCACCACCUGCUGUCUCAAGAUUCUCAAGGGAAAGACAUUUCCGAUGAACCAACUUAUGUUGACCCAAUAACUUUAAAUACAGAUGAUGUUGAUGAGAAAACUUUGUCAGUGUCCCUUGAGAAAGAGCCUUUCAAACCAGAUCCAGUUAAACUAGAAGAGGAAGAAGAUGACAUACCACCAGCUAUUCCAGAAAAGCCACUGUGCUUGAGAAAGCCAUUUAUCGGUAAGAAACCUGAAAUAGGCAAAAAACCAAUUGUGCUAAGAAAGCUAGAGCCACAACAUCCAGAGCUGGAGAACCCACCUGAAACUCCAGCUAAAGACUACAUGACUGAUGAUAAGCCGUCAGUACCAAGUAAACCGACAAUUGCUAAGCCUGCAAGACUGAACAUUGUGAGGCAAAACUCGCAGGAAAAGUCAGAUGCAGAUGCUUUUUGUAAAGUUUCAGAAGAUAGAGGAUCAAACGAGAAGGUGAAAAUAUUUAUUCAAGGUGCUAGUACUGACAGGUCUCCUGAUAAACUGAAAGAGGAAUCUUUAUCCAGAUCCCGCCAUUCAUCUGAAGAUGCAUCUACCUCAUCAGGUGUACGUCAUGUUGGGGAAAAGUCAUCGACAUGGAGACCAUUCCUUUUAGAAAGCAGUGGGAGCUCCAGUCUUGAGGAAGGGCUCUUUCCACCUGAUGAUAGUGCUCAUGCUGGGGAUGAAGAUGAACCAUCAAGCACUUCUAACACACGGGAUGAUGAGGUGACAGAUAUACCAAGUGGAUUUGGAUAUCCCUGUAUGGGAUCUAGUCUAACUAUGUCUAGUGAUGUUAUGGGGGGAUAUCCAAGUGUUUAUGCUCUCUCUCGAACUCUAUCUCGCAUCAGUGAACGCAGCACAACAUCUGAACAGGAGAGGUCUGACCUGGAAGACAUAGAAGAUUCCACUAAGCCAUCAUCUCGCUCACCAUCCCUAGGUGACGAGUCCAUGAUGUCUAGUGACCAUCAGCCUAGUUUGUCAUCUGAUCCACCAUCCGGCACAUGUGAGUUAAUGCCAGAGGACGGUAAUUUUGAAGUAACUGCAAAAUCCUUGGGGACUCCAGAUGGUGCUGAUGCAUCUUGUACUCUUGUUCCUCCUCGAUUAGUUGUCCCUGCCACCUCUCGUUCUGCCAGUGAAGGUUUAAGUGAUUAUGAAUUUGGUGAACUGCCUGACAUACCAACUGACCCAACACCUCUCUCGAAAGAGGAUGCUACUCCAACUAUUGAGCAAAGAGAUUAUUUAGAUCCUCCAGGCAUAUCUCGGUAUGCCUCUAUGGAGUCUGGUCUUGACAAAAUACCUGGUAUGUCCCCAGUAACAGAAGAGGUGAUACCAGAAAUUGAGAGUGACCCAGAUAUUGAGUUUCAUGAGCUACCAGCCUUACCUGGGGAGAAUGGGGAAGAUCAUGAAGAGGCUUUGUCUCCAGAGGUUCUUGCAUCUGUCAUUCCUCCACCAAAGUUGUCCAAAGACAGCAGUCAAAGUGAUCUUCCGUCACCAGAGGACCCAGUCAAGAUAUUUGUUGAGGGAAAUAUACCAGAAGAACUGAGAGGUCACAUCCCACCGCCUCUGCUACCUUCAACUUCGGAAGAGAAUACUUGGCCUACCCCACCAUCGUCUUCACCUUUACCAGUUGCAUGCAAUGUUGAGACUUACAAUGCAGGUAAACCAGAAGAGGCCCGUAAGGUUACUGUGACAUCUUCCCUUGACUCUAAUGAUCCACCCGAUGAAUUUAGGGAAGAGCUGAGCCUUUCAGAUGAAACAGAAAAUCCUACAAUGCAGGAAGAAGAAGUAUUUGAUGAGCCAUUAACACCAUCAUCAAUGUCUUACGAAACCCUAGUAACUGUUCGCUCUAGAGACCCAUCUGCUCCUCGAGGGUCAACUGGAGAGGACACAUCUAUGGCAAUAUCAGAGUGGUCUAGCAGCACUAGUACAAUCAGACAGCAAUCAACAUUUCAGUCAGGGUCUUCACAGUCAGGGAAGUCAGCCCAUUCUGGACAGUCAAUGCAUUCGGCUCACUCUGCUCACUCUGGCCACUCAGCUCAUUCUGCAAACUCCAUUCAUUCUGCUCACUCCACUCAUUCUCUUCAUUCUGCGCACUCUACUCACUCAUUGUCUCAAGCAACCUCAUUCUCUCAACUUCAACAACUAUCUCAACUCUCUCAGUCACAAGCAACUCUACAUUCACAAAUCCAGGCUCAGUCUUUAGCCGAUCUGGCCAAAGGAGAUGAUACAUCUUUGGGAGCAUCAGUAUCAGAGAGUGCUCGUGCAAGUUCAGAUGAUGUAUUCCUUACUGAUUAUGGCAGUGCUUCAUCUUCUGAGCAACAAGACUGUGGACAGGCUGCUUACAUAUCGUCAACUUAUUUGAAGACAACACGAUCACAAUCAGAGCGGUCACAUCGAUCCAGCAAUUAUGAAACUUUUCAUGAAAAUUUGUAUGAUGAUGACCCCUUUAUAUCCCAAAACAUCUUGUCUCCUACUGAACGCCAGAUGAAAAAUGUUCCUACAUAUCCUAUUAGUCACAGCCCAACCGACGAAAUUGAUCGCUCAACACUGAGUCGUAAACGCCGUUCAAAGAAGGCCUCUUCAUAUGACACAUCUCCUAAAAGCCCAACUGCAUUUUCCAGUGAGCAAGGGUUUGAGAUUGAUCCAUAUGCUAAGCAAAGGAGUCGCAGCAUCCCCAUGAAGUCCAAGACCUAUUAUGGUAAUGUUGCAAGUCCAGUAUCCAGUGAUGAUGAAGAUAUUGCUGCAAGAAAACAGGCUGUAAGAAAAAGCCUGGAAAGAUCAAAGAGUUCUUCACGGAACAGGGCUCAUUCAAAAUCCAAAGAGCGUCAUAGCAGUCGAUCUGAUCGUUCAAGAUCAAGAGCACCCCAUCAUGCAAGAAGUCCCCCAAGUGACUACUCUUCAUCCUCAUCAGAUAAUGGUUCAGCUCAAAGAGCUUCUAAUACUAUUCCCAGAGUUUCUAGAAGACGGAAACAGUUUCUUUCAAGACGCCGAAGCAGAACAGCGGCUGAAGAGGCAAGGGAUGGUAGAUUGCAUGGCAUUUCCUCUGCUGUUUCAACUCCAUCAGUACUUGGUUAUGGUGAUCCUUCUGCUCAUCUAAGGCGACGUGAUCGCACUAGAGAAUCUUGUGGAGCAAAUGGAGGUGACAAAGCCAACGUUACCUCCAAACAAGGAGGGCUUUCUAAACAGUCAUCUGUUUAAGUUUUGAUUCUUGUAUCUCUCCUAGAUAUAUUAAAUUUCUAUUCCUUUGGGUAUGUGCAUGUAUUGUAGAUCACUAAGGAGUAGGAUUAUUUCUUUCUUUCACAUCAGUGUGAGUCACAUUCGAGGCACUGCCCUUGCAUACUGUGAUCCUUAUGCCUUUAUUGUCAUAUUAUCAGAUUAAGACAUUUUCCCCCCAGUCCUAUGUUUAUGUAAUAAGGCCCCCUUGUAUGUACAUUAUUCUUGAUUCAUGUGCUAGUCACUGUAAGAAAUGCUAGACUAAUAUGUCGUAUUUUUUAAAGACUGAAUUAUACACACACACUCUACACAGCUUGAGAAGGGUAUUACAGGUUUAAGCUGCAAUUUCCAAUGGUGCUUUCUUUACCAGUCUUGCAUGCAAAAUGAAAUCAGAAAGAAUUUGUUUUGUGUUGUUUUACUUUGUAUCACCAAAUGAUAGCUAUAGUACUUAACUAUUAUUAUACAAUGUCUACACUACUUAACUGUUAUAACCAAAGGCAAGUCCUUUGAAAAUUAAAAUUAUCUAUUGUUGAUGUUAUUGUUUAUCCACUCAACUUAAUAAUGUUUAUCAAACUUUUAAAAGUCUUCUGUUUAUGUAAAGAGAUGAAUGAUAGGUUGCCAUAAUGUACCUGGAGCUGUGAGGACUGAAUUUCACUACUAGUCAACAUGUUUCUUUUAAUGGUGGAGAACGAAUGAAGAAUUAGAUUUAAUUAUGGUACUUGUGACUUGUCACAAAACCUUUGAUCUAAGUCAUAUUAGUAUUUUUAUUGCCAGAGAUCUCUUUCUCUUUAAUUAACGCUCUCUCUCUCUCUUUCCCAUUUCUUUCUUUCUUCAUCCUGGUUUACAAUAUAAUGCUUUUAUUUUCCACUGGAAUCAUAUUGAGCACACUAAGUGCAGUUUUGUUAAGGAAGUGUUGCAAGAAUUGGUGUUAAAUGAAGCAGUCCAUGUAAACUGAUUGAGCUACAAUGAAAAUGACGUGCAGCGCAUAGUACAACACACUUGUUCAAGAAUGUUGCAUCAUGCAAAGCACUAUGUUAAAGCAGAGAUAAAAAUUUCUACAGUUUAGGACUCAAUAAUGUGACCUUUGGAAAAAUUAUGAAAUACUACUUUCAAACUACUUUGAAUAAAAUUUAACUUGGUUGUUACGCAAGAGCAUUUUGGAAAAUGUGGAAAGCUAAUUGUGUUAUGAUUAAAAUAGAAUAUGUAUUCUAGAGUUACCUAACUCCACUGGGCUUGGAUAAUCUUGAGCUGUUGAAUAUUUACUUAUGUAAUUUCAUCCACCAUUUAGAGUAAGAUUACAGCCAUAAGCUUUUGCUCAAUAGGCUAGAUCAUUCCAAUUCCAAUGAAUAUUUUCCAAACUUGUGCUGCUUUAACGUCUCUCCAAGGCAAAAACUUGAUCUGAAGCAAGAAUAAUUGGAUAUGAUAUACAUGUAUCUCUGAGCACAGGAAAAACUCCAAAUCUAUCUCUAGAUAUCUGUUUCUGACAAUUGCAUCUCUUUCGUUGACAAAUUUUCAGGACCAAUAUAGUGAAACAGCAGUACUUAAUAUGAAAAAUAGUUUUUUUUGGUUAAUAAACCAUCUUAGUUUGUUAGUAGAGUUGAUUAAAUGCCUUUCAUUUACAUUAAUUGCAAUGAUUGAAGGGACUCAAAUUUUAAUGCAAGCUAGCAUCAAGUGACCCAUGUCUUAACCCAUCUAACAAGGAAUAUGAUGUGCAGUUCAGCUCAAUGACCUCCAAUAAUACCUUAUCAUAUAUUGUUGAUUUAUAUCUUUUAAACUAAGACACCCAGUACAGUACCUACAUAUAUUGUAAUUAUUGUAAUUUUUGCUUAUUUUUGGCAGUUAACUUGAUGUCUUAUCUCCAUAGAUUGUUUUUUGUAUUUAUCGCGAGAAUGCCCCGUUUGUCCGACAAGUUAUUUGUCCGACAGUCGUAUCUAAGCAAAUAAAUUAAGUAAGUGAGGUAUUACAACAACAGGCAAAGGGCUCGUUUCACUUGUCCGACAGCCGGAGUUGCUUUUUAAACUUGAAUAGCGCUAAAUUACUAGAUCAAGUAGUUGCUGGAGUAGGGUUCAGUUUCUGGAACUACAUUAAUUUUUUACAGUAAGUAUGGGUUAUUACAAUAACUCGGAGUUUUUCAAAUAACUUUCGCUGGCGCGCCCGGCGCCGUUCCCGGGCGGCCGAGCCACGGCUCGGCCCGAGGCCCGAACGCUGAGCCGAGUAUAGCCGAAAGGCUUCCCGGGAACGGCGCCGGGCGCUAGCCUGGCCCAAAUUUUUUUCGAAAACUCCAUCGGUGGGUUUUUUGAAAGGUAAUACGAUGCUGAU
Frankliniella occidentalis (western flower thrips) is the source of this 10007-nucleotide messenger RNA. RefSeq lists its product as uncharacterized. The transcript has a single exon. The record is from RefSeq and is a predicted model, not a curated record. Bases 66 to 7673 code for a protein of 2535 amino acids. Lineage: Eukaryota; Metazoa; Arthropoda; Insecta; Thysanoptera; Thripidae.